Gadus macrocephalus (Pacific cod) is the source of this 6090-nucleotide messenger RNA. It is a transcript of the gene dgkza, whose product is annotated as diacylglycerol kinase, zeta a. The coding region runs from base 1161 to 5189 and encodes 1342 amino acids. The transcript has 37 exons. Gene Ontology annotation, biological process: intracellular signal transduction; diacylglycerol metabolic process; regulation of synaptic transmission, glutamatergic. Gene Ontology annotation, molecular function: ATP-dependent diacylglycerol kinase activity; protein binding. NCBI's taxonomy places the organism in Eukaryota, Metazoa, Chordata, Actinopteri, Gadiformes, Gadidae. Gene Ontology annotation, cellular component: nucleus. The record is from RefSeq and is a predicted model, not a curated record.
UCCCCCCUCUGUGUGUGUGUGUGUGUCUAUAUUGUGUUUACAUCCCAGUUAAGCCAUGCGGACUGAUGUCUGUCCGUUGUGUGAACGCAGCAGUCAAGAACAUCAGCCGACCUUUGACUCUGAACCACAGGAUGUAACCGUGACGACUGAAGCGCUCCGUUUCCUGGUAGCUUGGCGAACUCACAAUAUGAGAACUGUGCGACGCACACAUGCAUUUGUCUGACGCAAUUUAGCGAGGAUGCACUAUUCUGUUGUGUGACUCGUUCAAUGUCCUGUCCCUUUUUAAUGUGUGUGUGUGUGUGUGUGUGUGUGUGUGUGUGUGUGUGUGUGUGUGUGUGUGUGUGUGUGUGUGUGUGUGUGUGUGUGUGUGUGUGUGUGUGUGUGUGUGUGUGAUUGCUUCUUUAAUUUUCGAUAGUAAAUGGAUUGGCAAAGUGGCACACCCCUCUUCUUUUACAACCCGCUUUCUAAAUGGUGUGUGUGUGUGUACAGCCCUUCCACAAUGCUAUAUGGUGAUGCUUUCUUUCUAUCUAUCUCUCUCUGGCCUACUGGUCUGUCCGUCAGUUUCUCUCUCGCUCUCCCGUAUAACACACCCCCUAUGUCGCUCACCCUCCCCUCUCUCCCUCUCUUUCUGUGCUCUCUCUCUUCCCUCUCUAUCUCAAACCACACCCCCCUCUCUCUCUCUCUCUGUCUCUCUAUUUCCGUGCUUUCUCUACUCCCCACUCUCUCUAACCAUCUCCCCUCCCUCUCUAUAUCCGCGCUCUCUCUCUAACCACACCCCCUAUGUCGAUCUCUCUCUCUCUCUUUCUGUGCUCUCUCUCUGUCUCUCUUUUCGUGGUCUCUCUCUCCUCCCCCCUCUCUCUCUCUCUCUUCCUCCCUCUCUGAUGUUUUUCUCUCCCCUGCCAGUGUAGUGUUUGACGUUUUGAGCGAGUGUUACCGUGGCGCUAGAGGAACUAAACACGCUACGUUACUGCUGGGGUCCUGCUAGUGGGUCCGGGCACACUGGGAGGGUUUCACUGAGGAGGGCCGACCAAUCAGGGCCUUAGCCUCCCCCCUCCCUUCAGACCUCCCCCUGUGUGUGACUGCCCCUGUCCAGGGGAGGAGCCGUCGCUUCAGGACCCCCCCAGUGGGCCCCAGGGCUUCAUGUCUCUCCCCUGCUCCAGAUGAGCGCCCCCCCACACCGCGCCAUGGACGCCUUCUUCCGCCGGCACUUCCGCUGCCACCAGAAGCGCCCGACCAGCCCGGCCCUCCCGGCCAGCAAGGCCCGCCGGCUCUCCAGCGCCGGGCUGCCCUCGGCCGCGCUGGCCCAGCGCCGGCGCUCCUCGGCGGGGCAGCCGCCCGUACUCCAGCCCCAGGCCCGGCUGUUGGCCUCCAGGCGGAUGAGCGUGGGCCUGCUGGCGGCUAGCCGACGCCCGCAGGCCGGGCCGAGCCUGGGGCUGGAGUACAUGCGGGAGGCCAGCGCCGAGGGGGCGGACUGGGGGGAGGAGCGGGAGGAGGCGGACGGGGGCAGGGCCGGAUGGGAGUUGGAGGAACGGGAGCGGGGGGGCGUCAGAGGGCGGGGGAGGGCGGGGCGGCGGCGGCGGUCCAGCUCGGUCACGGUGUUCUGCGCCCGCCGGAGGUUCGCGGUCCGACGACGGUCCACGCCCAAACUCAGGUCCAUUAAGCCACACCUCCUCGGACCCUCCAUGCUAUUGGCCAGCCUGGUGCAGAUGGGAGGGGGCGGGGCCAGCCCUCAGGGCGGGGGGAGCGACGGCGACGCCUCGCUGUCGUCCUGCUCCGGGUCCGAGGACGGAGACGAAGGGGAAGCGGGGAGGGAGGGGCAGGAGGACCACCGGACAGACUCACAGCCCCGCGAUCCGUCAGGAGAACCCCCCCCUCGCUCCCGACCCCCCCUCUUCCAGGGCGUGGGCGUGGACCAUCUCAAGCCCCGCCCCUUGCUCCGCCCCCCCCGCUGCCUGCGGCGGAACUCCUCCCACCUGCUCCCCGGCGACGCCCCCUACGGCCGCUACCACCGCCGGCGGUCUGCCCAGGCCGGCCUCCCCCUCCACGCGGGGCUGAUGAGACCGCCCGGUUACCGCGGCGACGGGAGUCUGGGAGAGGGGAGGGGCCGGCAUACCCUGGAGCCCACGCACUACGACCCCAGCCUAGACACAUGGGAGGCCUUCCUGACGAAAGCCAUCUCUAAGUCGGGCCUCCACCACCUUCCCUACCAGCUGAGCAGCUCCUCUCUGAACCGCGCCGACCCAGACCGACCAAUCAGCAGCUCCGUGGACUGGGGGGAGGCGGCGGUGUACGGGGACCAUGUCUGGUUUGAGACCCACGUCUCGGGGGACUACUGCUACGUUGGCGAGCAGCACUGCAUCGCCAAGACCCUGCAGAAGUCGGUGAGUCGAAGGAAGUGUGCGGCCUGCAGGAUCGUGGUGCACACCAUCUGCAUGGAGCAGCUGGAGAAGAUCAGCUUCCGGUGCAAGCCGUCCUUCAGGGAGUGGGGCCCGCGCAACUUUAGGGAGCCCGUUGUGGUGCGCCAUCACUGGGUCCAUCGAAGGCGACAGGAGGGAAAAUGUAAACAAUGUGGAAAGGGCUUCCAGCAGAAGUUUGCGUUCCACAGUAAGGAGAUCGUGGCUAUCAGCUGCUCCUGGUGCAAACAGGCGUACCACAACAAGGUCAGCUGCUUCAUGCUCCAGAGGAUCGAGGAGGCGUGUCCUGUGGGCGCCCACGCCGCCCUCGUGGUCCCGCCCACCUGGAUCACACGGGUCCGACGGCACCAGGCGUCCACCAAGGCCAACAAGAAGAAGAAGAGGACCUCCUUCAAACGAAAGAGCAGCAAGAAGGGAAUGGAGGAGGGGCGGUCCUGGCGGCCCUUCGUCAUCCGACCAAUCCCCUCCCCUCUGAUGAAGCCUCUGCUCGUCUUCGUCAACCCCAAGAGUGGGGGGAACCAGGGCACUAAGAUCAUGCAGUCGUUGAUGUGGUACCUCAACCCCCGACAGGUGUUCGACCUGAGCCAGGGGGGGCCCAAGGAGGGACUGGAGCUCUACCGUAAGGUGCCAAACCUGAGGAUCCUGGCCUGUGGGGGAGACGGGACGGUGGGAUGGAUCCUGUCCUGUCUCGAUGAGCUGGAGGUGAGCCCCCCCCCUCCGGUGGCCAUCCUGCCCCUCGGGACGGGGAACGACCUCGCCCGGACCCUCAACUGGGGAGGGGGCUACACAGACGAGCCAGUCUCUAAGAUCCUCUCCCACGUGGAGGACGGGCUGGUGGUGCAGCUGGACCGCUGGAACCUCCGCAUGGAGGCGGGGCCUGGCCCCGGGGGGGCGGGGCCCAGCCAGGGGGGGGCGGGGCCCAACGGGGGCCCGGGGGGCGCGGACCCCGAAGAGCAGCAGGCCGACAAGCUCCCCAUGGACGUUUUCAACAACUACUUCAGCCUGGGCUUUGACGCCCACGUCACCCUGGAGUUCCAUGAGUCCCGAGAGGCGAACCCUGAGAAGUUCAACAGCCGCUUCAGGAACAAGAUGUUCUACGCUGGGACGGCCUUCUCUGACUUCCUGAUGGGCAGUGCCAAGGACCUGUCCAAGCACAUCAAGGUGGUGUGUGAUGGUGUUGACCUGACCUCUAAGAUCCAGGAUCUUAAACUCCAGUGUCUGGUAUUCCUCAACAUCCCCAAGUACUGCGCGGGCACCACCCCCUGGGGUAACCCCGGCGACCACCGCGACUUCGAACCCCAACGACACGACGACGGCUACCUUGAGGUCAUCGGCUUCACCAUGACGUCCCUGGCCACGCUGCAGGUCGGAGGUCACGGUGAGCGGCUGAACCAAUGCCGAGAGGUCACCCUCACCACCACCAAGCCCCUCCCGGUCCAGGUGGACGGGGAGCCGUGCCGUCUGGCCCCCUCAGUGAUCCACAUCAGCCUGAGGAACCAGGCCAACCUACUGCAGAAGACCAAGACCAGGAGCUCUCUGCCCCACCUCAACGACCAGCAGCCCCCCCCUGAGAGGCUGCGGCUCCGUGUGAACCGGAUCACCAUGCACGACUACGAGGCGCUGCACUACGACAAGGACCGGCUCCGGCAGGCCUCCCUCCCCCUUGGCCUCAUCGUUGUCCCGGGAGACGGAGAUCUGGAGGUCUGCAGGGUCCACAUCGAGAGGCUGCAGGAGGAUGUCUGUGUCUCCGACCCGGCUUCCCGCUGUUCUCUGCUGCAGGAAGAGGGGGCGCCGCUCAAGCUGUCGUCCCAACGUCUGUCCCCUAAGUGGUGCUUCCUCGACUCGACCACCGCGGACCGCUUCUACAGGAUCGACAGAACCCAGGAGCACCUGAACUUUGUGUCAGAGAUCUCCCAGGAAGAGCUGUUCAUCCUGGACCCUGAGCUGGUGGUCAUGAGGACCGUGGGGACCUCCGCCAUGCCGGACCUGCUCAGCCCCGCCUCCAGCAUGGAGGACCCCCCCCGAGAGAGCGACGAGGCAGACGGACUCCCCCCUGCCUCCCCCUCCUCCCCCACGUCUCCCGCCUCCUCCAGCGACGCGGGCCACAGACUGAGGGUCCUCAGUGACGGCUCUCUGACCGACGGGCUGGGGAACCCGGUGCACACCGAGAAGAAACUCAAGAGGGCUGGGUGUAUCCAUCGGUCCAACACCACCGCUGCCGAUUUCCAAUCUGCAAGCAGGAAAGACUUCAUCCACCUGGAGAGGAAGGAGGCGGAGCCGGGGAUGAAGGAGGCGGAGCCAGGGAGAAAGGAGGCGGAGCCAGGGAGGAACGAGGCGGAGCCUGGGAAAGGCUCUCUAGAGAUGCUGAUUCAGUCUGUGAAGCAGACAGACCUGAAGAGGCUCCAGGAGCUCCACGCGGGGGGGGCCGACCUGGCCGCGCUGGAUGCCGCCGGCUGCACUCUGCUGCACCACGCCGUCGCCGCCGGCAACAAGGAGGUGGUGCGCUACAUCCUGGACCACGCUCCCACUGAGCUCCUGGAUGUGGCGGAGAAUCUACAGGGUGAGACAGCGCUCCACCGGGCCGCGUCUCUCUGUCUGAGGACCAUCUGUCACUACCUGGUGGAAGCUGGGGCCUCCCUCAUGAAGACAGACCUGCAGGGGGACACGCCGAAGAGCCGAGCGGAGAAGGCGAGCGACUCUGAGCUGGCGGCCUACCUGGAGAACCGCCAGCACUACCAGAUGAUCCAGAGGGAGGACCAGGAGACGGCGGUCUGAGGAGGAGGAGACCCCUCCUGGUCUGAACCUGGAGGGUCUUCACCGGCGGGGGGGGCAGGCACCGGUCUGAAGGAGAGCGGAUCACUUGGAGGUGGUCUCCUUCAGGCGACGGGGGUCCACACUGGUGUUGAGUUUCCAGGAAUGUUGUGGGAUCUUCACCCCCUGGUCCUGGAGUUGUUGAGACCGGUCUAGCUCCUGGACUCCAAACCUCAAACCAGGUCUGGAAGAAGAACAAGAACAAUGUAUAUAAUCAGGUCUGAGGAGGAUAUCUGGAUCUCUGACCUCACAGAGAGACAUCUUCUUCUUCACACAGUGGUCUGUAGAGGAAUUCUAAGACCCUUAAGAUUGGCCCCUCAAACGGCCCCUCAAAUGAUUUGAGAUCUUUUCAUUCGGACUCAGAAGACCCGGGAUGUCAAAGCCAUAUCCACACGCUGCCAUGAGCUGACGAUCCCCGCUGUAGAACCAACAACAGAUCGACCCCGCUCGCAAUCAGGGACUGAAAAACACGUCUGCCGUUGAUUCAACGUCCGAGCAGGAAAAACAAUCGUAAAGAUUCCACUGAGGAUCUGUGGACGAGGAAGGCUUUGUGAAACCGUCCUCUGAUUCGCUCACUUAAUUGGUAGUGCUCGUUAGAACAAAGUCUUAACGAUUAUUUUCCUCAGACUGUAACGAUACAGGCCAAUCCCAUCGUCUGGUUUCAAAGCGACUCUGAAGAAUGGCUGCGCUGCUGAAAUUGUUUUUUUUGCAAAUUGCCGCACAAGUGAUCGUUUUCCCUGAAGCUUUCGUCGCCAGAGCAGCUUUUUGACGAGUGAUGAUUGCUGCUUUUGUACUGACGUGUUGUGUGCGAACUUUGUGCGACAGACGAGUGUGCAUGGAAUACAAUUAAAUCGGUUGCCUUUAA